AUGUCGCUCUUAUCGGUUGCAUUUUUCCUGUUAUUUCUUAUGGUGACAACGGUCAAAGCUGAUAUAAAUCAAAAACUUCCCCAGUCUACAUCAUCGGCUCAAAACUUCAAAGAAUUUGUUGCAAACAUUAUACAAGAACAAAGUUCUAAAAUUCAAACUUUACUCAAGAAAAUUCAGACUAACGCACAAUCCGUGUUGGAGAAAAUUGGAAAUAUUAAACAUGAUUCUAAAAUAAAUAAGAGAAAACUCCAUUUAAAAAGCUACCUUGGAAGGGAAAGCCAACAAAUAGAAUCACCAGUUGUGAAUACGGCAAUAGAAGCUAUUUCAGAAGCCAGAAAUUUUAACAAUCAUUAUAGUCCUACGGGUUUUGGAACGAGCGGUAGUCAAAGUUAUGGGACGCCACAUAGUUAUGGAACCUCACACAGUUAUGGAGCACCAACGUACCACCACCAUUCUAUCGGAUUCGAUCCUAUCAACAUUGUGGUAUCAAUGUCCCUUCUUUCGUUUCUGCUUCAAGCGUUGCAAGGAUUAUUGGGACGUGCUAGGUUGCCAACACCGGUGGUGGAAGCUCGUGAGCUACAAUCAGUUGCGGAUUGGUCAAAAAAAAUUGACGAAAAUUUGACUGUUAAUGACAAAGAUAAGUAUUUCUUAAAUAAAAAAAUGUUUAAAAAAUAUUUUCCUAAGUAA
This is a messenger RNA of Arctia plantaginis, 687 nucleotides long. The record is from the annotation of a GenBank genome assembly. Lineage: Eukaryota; Metazoa; Arthropoda; Insecta; Lepidoptera; Erebidae.